CUCCGAGACUCAAAAUCACCGCGACGAGAUGUACAACCUACCCAACCGGUACACAGAGAGAAAACCCAUAGCAGUUUCAACUGCUAGAGCCAUCGAACCACCAUGGCAAAAGUCAUAUUCACCCCCUGGAAGGAACAUGCCCAAUUACUCGCCGUGCGGGGCCAAUUCUACCCUGCGCCCAUUUACGAUGGGCCGGACAUGCGCUCCAAGGCCUGCGCCACUGUUGGGGCGUGGAAACUCCGAGGGAAUUUGCCUCAUCCUGUCGAGGCGACGGCCUUGUUGACGGAUGCGAUUCUGCAUGAUGAUGCUCGGAAAAAUUCGAUAUUCUCGAUUAGAGCUACGUAUUCGGCGGCGUUUUGUCGAUUCGUGACCGGUCUCGUGGACUCCAAGCUCAACGGCCAGCGAAAGACCAUGUUCCAACGAGCCAUUGAUCUGGGAUUACCGGCCUCAUUCGUGGAACUGCGCCACGAGGCUACGCAUCGUGAACUCCCUUCGCUGACGGUGUUGCGGAAUGCUACGCAGCGGUCUCUGGAGUGGCUGUGGGAUUACUACUGGGCUAAGACUGAUCUGAGUGCCGAUAUGGUACCUGGGGUGUCUGAGCCGGGAGUGCUCGAUGGGGCUGAUGAUGAUGUUGAGCCCAUCAAGGCCGCUGUGAGGAGUAGUUUCGAGCAGUUGAUUUCGGAAGAAGAGUCAGAACCGCCUCGGAAGAAGAGACGGUUCCAACAGAGUGUGUCUUCUGCGUCUACGCAUUUGGUAUCUGUAUGCAAGUCUUCUAGUAAUGGGGCGUCUAUGUUAGCGCAGGUUAUUGUGGAGGACUCGAUAUUGGUUCCUACGGAACGAAGGAUUGGUGAUUCCAUGACGGAAACAUUCUCCAAAUGGGAUCCAUUACUGCAGAUGCUGGCGGAAGGCCAUCCUUCAGUUUUGGCAGCGCUGGCGGAGGAAAUGGUGAACGUGCUGGCCUUUUCAGGCUCGAAGAACCUGACCAGUGAUCCCCAUCUCGAAGGAACCUAUAUGUGGCUGGACCAUAUCCUUCGAUCACCGGAAUGGGAAUCUCGAGGGCGGUUACUUUCCCACGCGUACAUUCUCGCGGUUUGCAAGCAGAGUUCUAACCACUGGACGACGCUUUUGGGAGAGAGCAUACGGGAGAAGAACCCGUCCGCUGCAAAGGUCUCAGCGAGUCGGUCCAAGACCGCUGAACUCAAGCAGACUGACGCAGAUCUGAAAGAGCUGACGAAAUUCGGCUGGGAGACCGUAGAUAGCUGGGAUACGCGGCCCUUAGGAAUAGCCUAGCCUGUAUGCCGUAGGAGAGAGAAAUCUGACCCAGCUGUGCCAU
Messenger RNA from Aspergillus ibericus CBS 121593, 1333 nucleotides. RefSeq names its product rRNA-processing protein LAS1. Gene Ontology annotation, cellular component: Las1 complex; preribosome, large subunit precursor. The transcript has 4 exons. The record is from RefSeq and is a predicted model, not a curated record. The coding region runs from base 103 to 1290 and encodes 395 amino acids. Gene Ontology annotation, biological process: maturation of 5.8S rRNA; maturation of LSU-rRNA. Gene Ontology annotation, molecular function: endonuclease activity. NCBI's taxonomy places the organism in Eukaryota, Fungi, Ascomycota, Eurotiomycetes, Eurotiales, Aspergillaceae.